GUCAAGAGAGUGUUCCCCCACUUUCGGAUAAAGUCGUAUCAAUUAAGCCACCACGACGACCAGACAGGGGAGGCAGAUCUGGACGACCUAUCCAACUUCGAGCGAACUUUCUACCUGUGAAAAUACCCACCGGUGAUAUCCAUCAUUACGACACAGAUAUCAGAGAGAAAGGAAAGAAAAGCGGAUAG
This is a messenger RNA of Paramuricea clavata, 188 nucleotides long. The record is from the annotation of a GenBank genome assembly. Lineage: Eukaryota; Metazoa; Cnidaria; Anthozoa; Malacalcyonacea; Plexauridae.